This is a messenger RNA of Lathyrus sativus (Indian pea), 1131 nucleotides long. NCBI's taxonomy places the organism in Eukaryota, Viridiplantae, Streptophyta, Magnoliopsida, Fabales, Fabaceae. The record is from the annotation of a GenBank genome assembly.
AUGAUGUAUUCGCGGUUUAGAACCGUCGCCGGAAAUCUCAAUUGCACCGCGAAACGUUUCUCUUCAUCUUCCACCACCACCACAACUACCUCAGCCCCGUCUGAAUUACAGCAGAAUCUAGCAAGGCUGCGGGCUCGGCUGGCAACGGAGUCGCCGUCUCUGUCGGACUUCAUUUCCUUGAAAUCGGACAACGCCUACUCUGUUGAGGUCGGGACAAAGAAGAAACCUCUUCCGAAACCGAAAUGGAUGAAGGAAUCAAUUCCCGGCGGUGAGAAGUAUGUGCAGAUUAAGAAAAAGCUCCGUGAAUUGAAGCUUCAUACGGUUUGUGAAGAGGCAAAGUGCCCUAAUUUAGGAGAGUGUUGGUCAGGUGGUGAAACCGGCACUGCCACCGCUACUAUCAUGAUUCUUGGAGAUACUUGUACUCGAGGUUGCAGAUUUUGCAAUGUUAAGACAUCAAGGACUCCUCCACCACCUGACUCUGAUGAGCCCACCAAUGUGGCUGAGGCAAUUGCAUCGUGGGGUUUGGAUUAUGUGGUUAUAACAAGUGUUGAUCGUGAUGAUUUGCCUGAUCAAGGGAGUGGUCAUUUUACUGAAACAGUGCAAAAGCUGAAGGCACUGAAACCUAGCACGCUUAUAGAAGCCUUAGUUCCCGAUUUUCGAGGAAAUGCUGAAUGUGUAGAGAAGGUUUCCAAAUCAGGACUAGAUGUCUUUGCGCAUAAUAUCGAGACAGUUGAAGAGCUUCAGAGUGCUGUGAGGGAUCACCGGGCUAAUUUUAAGCAGUCUUUGGAUGUUCUGAUGAUGGCCAAAGAGUAUGCCCCUGCUGGGACACUCACCAAGACUUCAAUAAUGUUAGGUUGUGGGGAAACACCUGACCAGAUUGUGAAGACAAUGGAGAAGGUGAGAGCAGCUGGUGUUGAUGUGAUGACAUUUGGUCAGUAUAUGAGACCCUCAAAGCGCCAUAUGCCAGUAUCAGAAUAUAUUACCCCAGAGGCAUUUGAGAAGUAUCAGACUCUUGGCAUGGAAAUGGGAUUUCGGUAUGUGGCAUCUGGACCCAUGGUAAGGUCAUCAUACAAGGCAGGUGAAUUCUAUAUUAAAUCCGUGAUUGACUCAGAUCGGGCUGCAUCUUCCUAA